GGCAAGGCGGUGGGCAAGGCAGAGGGCGGGGCCUGGGCCAGGGGUUCUCGCGAGAUCUCCGCGUCGCGCGCGCUCGCACCUUCCCCGCGGCGCUCCAGUCUCCUCAGAGGUGGCGGCAUCGGGACUGCGGGGUCGAGGGGCGGGCUCGGCGGGCGGCGCUCGGGGCGCGAGGGCGGGCGGUGCGCGGUGGAUGGAGGCGCCUGCUCAGCCCGCCUGACUCAGAGGGGCCGGAUUGUGAGGGAAGCGGCGGCGGACUCCGCGGGCCCCAGCAUGGUUGACUAUAUUGUGGAGUAUGACUAUGAUGCUGUACAUGAUGAUGAAUUAACUAUUCGAGUUGGGGAAAUCAUCAGGAAUGUGAAAAAACUACAAGAAGAAGGAUGGCUGGAAGGGGAACUAAAUGGGAGAAGAGGAAUGUUCCCUGAUAAUUUUGUCAAGGAAAUUAAACGAGAAACAGACACUAAGGAUGACAAUUUGCCCAUCAAACGGGAAAGGCAUGGAAAUGUAGCAAGUCUUGUACAACGAAUAAGCACUUACGGCCUUCCAGCUGGAGGAAUUCAGCCUCAUCCACAAACCAAAAACAUUAAGAAGAAGACCAAGAAGCGUCAGUGUAAAGUUCUCUUUGAAUACAUUCCACAGAAUGAGGACGAGCUGGAGCUGAAGGUGGGAGAUAUCAUUGAUAUUAAUGAAGAGGUGGAAGAAGGCUGGUGGAGUGGAACCCUGAACCACAAGGUGGGAUUGUUUCCCUCAAACUUCGUGAAGGAGCUGGAGGGCACAGACGACGGUGAUUCUCUAGAAGCCCAGGAUGAGCCAGACUGUGUUCUGACUGCGCCAACCUCGCCUUUACCUUCACCGGGGAAUGGUGGUGAGACUGCACCAGGAACAGUCACUCAGCCAAAGAAAAUUCGAGGAAUUGGGUUUGGAGACAUUUUCAGAGAUGGGUCUUUGAAACUUAGGACAAGAACAUCCAGUAGUGAAACAGAAGAGAAAAAGCCAGAAAAGCCCUUAAUCAUGCAGUCUCUAGGACCCAAAACCCAGAACGUGGAGAUAAUAAAAACAGACACCGAAAGUAAAAUUAAAGCUAAGGAAUAUUGUAGAACAUUAUUUGCCUAUGAAGGUUCUAAUGAAGAUGAACUUACUUUUAAAGAAGGGGAGAUAAUUCGUUUGAUAAGUAAGGAGACUGGAGAGGCUGGCUGGUGGAAGGGUGAGCUGAAUGGGAAGGAAGGAGUGUUUCCAGACAACUUUGCCAUUCAGAUCGGUGACCUGGAUAAGGACUUUCCUAAACCAAAGAAACCACCACCUCCUACCAAAGGUCCAGCUCCAAAGCCUGACAUGUUAGCUGCAGAAAAGAAGCUUUUGCCUACAAAGCCUGAAGAAAAAGAUGAAAAGUCACUGCUGGAGCAGAAACCUAAACCAGCUGCUCCACAAGUCCCACCCAAGAAGCCUACUCCACCCACCAAAGCUAACAGUUUGUUGAGAUCUCCUGGAACAGUUUUCCCAAAGAGGCCUGAAAAACCAGUUCCUCCACCACCUCCUUCAGCCAAGAUUAAUGGAGAAAUUUCUACCAUUUCAUCAAAAUUUGAAACUGAGCCAGUAUCAAAACCAAAGCUAGAUUCUGAACAGUUGCCAGUUAGACCAAAAUCAGUAGACCUUGAUUCACUUAUAGCAAGAAGCUCUAAAGAAACAGAUGUUGUAAAUUUUGAUGACAUAGCCUCCUCAGAGAACUUGCUACAUCUCACUGCGAAUAGACCGAAGAUGCCUGGACGCAGGCUCCCGGGCCGCUUCAAUGGUGGACAUUCUCCAACUCACAGCCCAGAAAAAACCUUGAAGUUACCAAAAGAAGAUGAUAGUGCCAACCUAAAACCAUCUGAGUUCAAAAAGGACACGUGCUACUCUCCAAAGCCCUCUGUGCACCUUUCAACACCUUCAAGUGCUUCUCAAGCCAGUGCAGCUGGUUUCCUCACUCCAUUAGAAGUCAAAGCUAAAGUGGAAACAGAUGAUGGGAAAAAAAUUUCUGUGGAUGAACUUCGAGCUCAGAUUAUCGAAUUGAUGUGCAUUGUUGAAGCACUGAAAAAGGAUCAUGGGAAAGAACUGGAAAAACUGAGAAAAGAUUUGGAAGAAGAGAGGGCACUGAGAAGCAAUCUAGAGGUGGAAAUAGAGAAGCUAAAAAAAGCUGUCUUAUCUUCUUGAGGUGGCAUGGACCCAGUGUGUUAACGUUCCAAGGAUACAGAAGCAACACUAUGAACUCAACUGACUUGGACUUUAAAACAUCAGUGUUGGUGAUGUGAUACAGAAAUACGAGUAUAUGAACUAUAAUAUCUAUUGAAAAGUUGGGGGAGGGUAAAAUUUUUAUAUAUAUAUUUUGUUUUGCCAAUAUGAAAUGAAACGAGGCCUUAUUUCUUACUGUGCUGGGAUUGCGAACAUUUUUGCUUGUUUGUUUGCUUGAAAAUACUACUGAGUCUGUAUAAAAAGGAAAGAAAAUUCAUAAUAGUUUUUUUAUUGAAACUUGUAGUAUUAUUUUUAAAGAGAGCUAUACUAUAAAUAUGGUGAUAUCUUUCCAAAUAAUCUGUAAGAUAAACUAUUUGAGAGGGACAAAUUAGCUUUAUAGUAACUAUAUAGUCACUGCUUUCCCCAUAAUACAUAAGGGAUAUAAACUGUGUGUGUACAUAUAUACAUAUAUACAUAUAUAUAUAUAUUUUUACUUUAAGCUUCCUAUCCAAAAUGACACUGUUGUGCCCAUUUGUCUGCAGUGCUGUUUAUAUUUUGGGUGAUGAAAUCGGAGUUUCCUAGUUAUAAACUAGAUUACUCACCCAAGCAUAAGUAAUAACUAAUGAAAUAAUAAGAAUUUCAACUUUUAGAGUAUUUUCUAUUGCUUGCACUAUAGGAUAAAAGGAAUUUGAUUAAAUAUAUUGGGUUGUUAAACAUAUUUGGGAAAAUAUGAGCUUUAUUUUAAACUCAUUAGAUCUAAGGAGUCUAAAAAUGUCCAUUUAACCCUUUACUUGUGCCUAGAAACUACAGCACAUAUGGAAUAGGCAAACACCAGCCUUGUUGCUGUACUUUUCUGCUUAUCUUACGGUCUCAAACAGUGCUCGUCUCACUAUCUGGUGUUGUAGUUCUUUGCUCCUUCCUGUUGCUUUUCCUGGUUCUUCAUAAUGGCAGUAUCAGGAAACAAACCCCAAGCUCCUCACAACCUCAGGGUGAGGUUUCCUGCUGGUCGCUUGUCACCAUGUGAAUACUCAGGUUUACAGUGUGUAGUUUAUUUAGUACCCCAGACUAACUCUUAGAGAGAUGUUGGACAGUUAUUUAGGUAAGAAAUUUAGAGAAAGCAUUAGAUAUCAUUACAGCUUAUUUAAAACAAAUACAGUUGACUGUAUUAAAAAGACAUCUUCACAGGUGUAUUUAAUGAAUUUCCAGUUUCUUCAGAGUCACCUAUGAACAGUUGAACAUAUUAAAAUGUAUUGGUAUGUGCUAUGUCUAAAAACAUGAGUUUAUUACAAAUUCAGAAAUUUAAAAUUUCAUUAUCUGCAAAACAGUUAAGCUUUAAGAUGUGCUGUAGCAAGAGUGUCAAGUGUUUGAGUACCAGUUACCAUGCUUCCAGCUUUUAAGCUACCAAACCAAUAUUUCUUUAUAUUUUACUUUCAAAAUACAGAAAUUUUGUGUAAAUGCAAUUUUGUCAUGUUUCAAAUAAAAGACAAUUAAAGUAGAAAAUAAUGGAAAUGCCCAUACCUAAUUACUCACUGUAUAAUUUACAACUUUUGGGCUUUGGGCGAAAGCUAACUUACACAUUGAAUAUGUACAUUUUAACUAUUUAUAGCUUGGGGACUUCUCUAAUGAGAUCACUACUGAAUAAAGUUGUUCUCUCCUGUUUUUAAAUGAUCAAUCGAAUGAUUUCUAUCUUGUUAAAAGAAAAUAGAUCUUCUUUUAAUGACAGUCGUUAGGAAGAAAUAAAGACUUCAUCCUCCGUCUCUCUUACUGGAAAAUCUGCUCAGUUAGCCCUCCCCACCUAGUAGUGUGGUAAGGAAAGGUUCCAGUAGAUUGUUGGCUUUUCUUAAAAGUUUUGUUUUUUGUUUUUGUCAUUUUUUACUAGUACUCCAUGAAACCAAGAUGGUAGUGAGUAUUGAAAAAUAAGCUUUUGCUUGCCUGCUCUUCAGUCAGAAUAGAUGAGUCAUUGAAGUUCUGUGUAUUUUUCUGCCCUUUAUAAAAAUGUAAAGCAAACCAAGUAUGCUCAAAUUUAAAGAGGAAAAUUCCAUUAAUAUAACAAUUUACCAGUAUUUGCUGUUGAUAUGAGAAUUUCUGUUAUAUUCCUAAAGUUCAUAUCACAAAAUGAUAACUGUAGCCUUUACUAGGGGUAAAUCAUUAGUUUUGUUCCUACAUGAGAGUAUAAAUAACAGACCAAAGGUGACCAGCAUGGAAUCUGUCAUUGCCAAACUAUUAGUGAAUGUAUAGUUCGGGUUUGCUAUUCUUUGAAACACAUAAUAUUCCUAAUUUCGUAAUUGUACUUCAGUUUUUUGUUGUUUUUCUGUUUUGGGUAUGUUUGUGACCACUAAGCUUCUGUUUUCUUAUAAAGCUGUUACUGUUAUAGAAUUUUACAGAACUUUGCUGAAGAUGCACAGAGAGGAGGGGCCUUGUGUAACAGAUUUCUCCUUUUAUGCUUCUUACUGUGAUCACAGAAAGGAAGAAAUCCACGUGCUUUGUAGAUAUUUUUGAGAAACAUUUUAUGCUUGCAUUUAAACCUGAAAUGUAUGAGCAGAAUAAGACAAUCAGUGAAAAUCAGAAAUGAGAAGUGUUAUAAUUUAAUGCCCUUUUUUUACUGUGGCAAUAAAAUGACCAAGUGCAAUGACUCAAUAAAAUCAUCUUAUAAAAGUU
Heterocephalus glaber (naked mole-rat) is the source of this 4863-nucleotide messenger RNA. It is a transcript of the gene Cd2ap, whose product is annotated as CD2 associated protein. Gene Ontology annotation, biological process: actin filament organization; cell migration. Gene Ontology annotation, cellular component: cell leading edge; vesicle; plasma membrane. Gene Ontology annotation, molecular function: protein binding. The record is from RefSeq and is a predicted model, not a curated record. NCBI's taxonomy places the organism in Eukaryota, Metazoa, Chordata, Mammalia, Rodentia, Bathyergidae.